This is a messenger RNA of Strongyloides ratti, 1536 nucleotides long. Its product is annotated as Serine/threonine-protein kinase Chk1. The transcript is spliced from 3 exons. The coding region runs from base 1 to 1536 and encodes 511 amino acids. The record is from RefSeq and is a predicted model, not a curated record. Gene Ontology annotation, molecular function: protein serine/threonine kinase activity; ATP binding; tau-protein kinase activity. Gene Ontology annotation, cellular component: cytoplasm. Lineage: Eukaryota; Metazoa; Nematoda; Chromadorea; Rhabditida; Strongyloididae. Gene Ontology annotation, biological process: intracellular signal transduction; microtubule cytoskeleton organization; protein phosphorylation.
AUGAGUGCCGGAACUUUAACGAGUGAGGAAAAAAAUGAUCAUGAUCCUGAUAUCAUAGUUCCAAAAAGCGAUAUUCAGCUAUGGUCUAUUAUAAGAACUUUAGGAGAAGGUGCAUUUGGAGAAGUAAAAUUGGUUGUGGAUCGUAAUAAUGAUGGAUACCCCGCAGCAAUGAAAUGUGUCUCUUCAGUCAAUCUUAAAGAUAUCUCGGCUUUAAGAAAGGAAGCGAUUCUAAUGAAAAAAUGUCGUGGACAUCCAAAUAUUGUAUAUUAUAUUGGAAUGAGAGAAGAUAAUGAAAUGAAUGAGUAUCAAUUAUUUUUAGAGUACUGUGAUGGUGGUGAAUUGUAUGAUAGAAUUGAACCUGAUGUUGGAUUGCCAAUUGCUAAAUGUCAACAUUAUUUUCGUCAACUUAUUGAAGGAGUUAGAUAUAUGCAUAGUCUUGGCAUAACACAUCGAGACAUAAAACCUGAAAAUAUUUUAUUACUUGAGAAUGAUCAAUUGAAAAUUGCUGAUUUUGGUAUGGCAACUAUAUUUAGAAGUGAUGGUAAUGAAAGAUUUCUUGAUACAACUUGUGGUUCUAAACCUUAUAUAGCACCAGAAGUUUUUUUACAAAGUUACAAAGCUGAGCCUAACGAUAUUUGGGCCUGUGGAAUAGUUCUUGUUGCUAUGUUAUCUGGUGUAUUACCAUGGGGUGAAGCAACAAGUGAAUCGGAUGAGUUUAAAACAUUUGUUAUGAAUCGAUCAGUGGAAUUAAAUCCAUUUAGCCGAAUGGACCUUGAAUCUUUACAAUUAUUAAAAAUUAUCCUUGAAUAUAACUGGGAAAAAAGAGCUACUAUAAAACGUAUUCAGAAUCACAGUUGGAUGAAGGCAGAUUUUGGUAAUUCAAAUAUUAUAAUGAAUAGGAAAAAACGUUUAUUUGGUAUGACGCAUUCAAAUACACUAACUAGUAAUUUAACACGUGAUGGUUCGAGUCAACCAUCAUCUAAAAGAUCUAGAAAUGAUACCUCUAACAUAUUUGACAAUGAUAUUCCUGCUCAAUCUCAGCCAUCACAAUUUUGUCGUGUUUUGGGGGGAAACAAUGGAGUAAGUUCUUCUGGUUUAGUUUGUCGACCUUUUACUCAACCUGGUAAUGGUGAAGUUAUGUUGUUAAGUAAUUCUCAGGUUGUUCCUUCAGUAUCACAAAAAAUGUCUAAUCCAUUGGAAAAAUUGGCACGUAGAAUGACAAGAAUUGCUGUUAAUUUAGCAAUUCCAACAUUUUCAAAACAAUUAAAAAUUGUUCUUGAACAAUUAAAGUAUGAACACAGAUUUAUGGAUAACAAUAUGGUAAUUGUAAAAGACGUAAAUAAAUUGGAUGGAUGCACAUUUGUUAUAAAUAUGUUAAAUAUUGUUGAUAGUGGUAAUGAAGACAAAGUACUUGUAGACUUUAGAAGAAGCAGAGGAGAUGGUUUAUUGUUCAAAAAGCACUUUUUAAUUAUAAAAUCUGCAUUAAUUGAUCUUAUUCCUAAAAAUAUCAUACCACUUCCUGUUCAUUUAGUUUAA